UGUAAAUUGACUGAUUUCACGGUUAUAUUUCGCUAAAUCACAAAAACAUGUCUCUCUUCAUCUUUAUCUCUGCAUUUUGCAAAUCUAAAGCCUAUCCUUUUUGACUUUUUUUGCUCAAGAUCGUGUAUUUUCAAACUCAAAAUUCAAUCCAAAAUAGAAAAGGCCUAUUCAAUCCGAAAUUUAGGGAUAUGUUUCUCUUCUUCCUCUAUAAAUAGGGAUUGAGUGGAAGAAGGCUGGGGGGAUUCUUGGAGAUUUUAGGAAAAACAUUAGGGGGUUUUGGAGGUGCGUGUUUCUAACCUCACGUAAUCUCGAAGAACACACUCGAAAAUCAAUUCCGAUGGAAAGUCAAAAUACGGAAGUACCGAAAAUCAUAACGUAUGGUGGCGGAAGUUUUGUUUGCAAAAAUUCGUAGUCCCAGCUGCUGCCCGGAAAAAGGUUUGAUCCAUACAAGGUAACUUGAUGGUAUUGCUAAUUGCAUUCGGAGUAAGUUUGAAUUGGCUAGACCAUCAUGGAAGAAGUUUCCAGAGUCUACUCGCGAGAUGUGGUUUGAGGAAUUCAAGAAAAAAAUUGCCUCGGAAACCACAUUGGAUGGGAGAUGCAGUAUUCAAGGAGAUGAAGAUGUAUUGGGAGUCUGAUGAGUUCAAAACAAAGUCUGAACGAAAUAAAGAGAAUCGUGAUUCAAAUGCCGGUGCAUCACUUCAUACCGGUGGUUGUGUACCUCAUCGAUUGAUCUAUAAGAGAAUGAAUGAAUUUGAAAGAAAGAAACAAAAAAUAUUAGCUGUUCAAAGUGCAUCAGCUGUGGAUGGAGAAACUAAUUCAGCUAGUCAGCCGACUCAGUUAACUGAAAUGGAUAUCUGAGUGCAAUCUGCUGGUGGAAAUAAAAAAGGAAGAGUCAAAGGUCUUGGCUCCCUAGGUCGAAGUGUAAAGGCAACUAACAAUUCAACAUCAACUUUGCCAAAAGAAAUUGAUGAGAUGAUUAAGUCUCAGGUUGAUGCUUCAAAUGCUGAUUUGUAUGCUCAGUUGCAAUGAGCGAAAGAAAAAUAAGAGGAUGAGAAAGGAAUUACACUUGUUGAUGAAGCAUGUCUACAAUAAAUCAUCUUCAAACAAUGAACGGCCAUCUCAAGAAGACUACAAGCUUAUGAGGAUGAAAGUUAUGAUGACUCUGAUGACGUGAAUGAAAGUGAUAAUCCCGAUAACGUGAAUGAAAGUGAUUCUGAUCCUGAUGGUUGGUACUUUUAUUGACGAUUCAAGUUUUAAAUAUUUUGUUUUGGACCAUUUAAGAAUCAUACAUUAUUGAUGUGGAUGUUUUGAAUUAUGUUUUUUGUUAGAUAUAAUGGUUUACAUUAAACUUGUUUUGAA
This is a messenger RNA of Capsicum annuum, 1359 nucleotides long. RefSeq lists its product as uncharacterized. The transcript is spliced from 4 exons. The coding region runs from base 460 to 858 and encodes 132 amino acids. NCBI's taxonomy places the organism in Eukaryota, Viridiplantae, Streptophyta, Magnoliopsida, Solanales, Solanaceae. The record is from RefSeq and is a predicted model, not a curated record.